GACUGUAAUGAUAAAAUUUAUUUUCGAAAAAAAUAAAUUUUUUAAAGUUAUAUGGAGGUCGCCGCCAUUUUUUAAAAAUAGAAACCUCUAUUUUAAAUAUUCUUGUAGCUGACCUCAAGAUCUUUUCAAAACACUAUCGAUAAACUUUUUUUAGUUAAGUACUUUUCGAGAUAUGAGUUGACAAAAUUCAAGUACCGCUGGCAUUAGCAUUACCCAAGGUGUAGGUUGCCCGGUCGGAUUUACACCUUUUGUGUAUGUGUGUGUGUGUGUGUGUGCGCGCGCGCGCGCGCGCGUGCGUGUGUGUCAGUAUCACGGAAGUGACGGAACGUGGGUUUCUCAUCUCUGCUGACACACACACACACACACACACACACACACACACACACACACAAGGUGUAAAUCCAACCGGGCAACCUCCACGUAGUACACCUUGGGUAAUGCUAACGCCAGCGGUACUUGAACUUUGUCAACUCAUAUCUUGAAAAGUACUUAACCCAAAAAAGUUUAUCGAUAGUGUUUUGAAAAGGUCUCUAAGUCAGCUACAAAAAUAUGUAAGGGAUUUGUUCAGAAGUGUUAGGAUCAGUAAAGUUACACUGGUCUAGUCACAAAAAAAACUGUAUUUCUAGUCUAUUAUACACUAUUUACAUAAAUUAAAUAUAAUAUACAGUAAUGGGUACGUUCACUUCUCAACGCACUCGCGAACUUGAUUAAAAGGAACGCGAAGGGUUGAUCGGAGAACCCUUCACGCACUUGGUGAGCGGAAUUCACGCGAAAAUUGUUAGCGGUGCUUCGAGAGCGGAAAAGGAGGUGACUCUUCGCGCGAAAACGGAGACGCGUCCGUACGAUGUUCUGGUGAACGAUCGAGUGAGUCGGCGACGAUGACCUCCGUUUACGACAGUUACAAAAACUCGGGAAGAUCAAGAUGAGCCAAUUGAAUUCCGCCGCACCGUGAUUUUGCGAGGCCACCUAAGACCGUCGAGGGUGAUUGGAGAUCAGCGACGACGAUAACAAAUCUUUUGCUACUUGUCAUGCGCCGAUCCUCUCUCGCGGUCCGGAUUGGGUCUCAGUGGCGUGCUCAACUCGUGGCACCUCUCAUCCAACCAUUGUUGUUGUGAAUCGAGAGUGUGAGAUCUGUUGAUCUCUUCUCAAAACAUUGUCUUAUUUGGCAAUGUUUUGCAAAGAAAAUCUCUUCGACCAACUUUCAACAAUGCUGGCAAUGAAUUUAAGAAGUUUUGGUGUAAAGAAUGCGAGAAUCCUAAACAGGAUUCCAUUUUAAAAAAUGGCGGCGACCUCUUUAGGACUUUAAAAAAUUUAUUUUUUUUUUAAAUAAAUUUUAUCAUUACAUAGUCCUAUUUAAAUUGUACAACUUUUGUCUGAUACAUUUUUUCGUAUCCCAUAUUUUUCGAGAUAUUUCAUCAGUCUGGUACUUUUUACCUGUAUAUAUAUAAACGGAAAAGUAAGUCUCUUUUACAAGUUUAGACGAACAACAAAGAACUAUUUAAAUGAAAUAUAAAAGUAGGAGAAAAACAAAUUUACAUUAUCGCAGCAAGUCAAAAAACGAUCGCUUAAACGAAGUAAUAGAUCCAUGAAAAAAGUCAACUCGGGCCGAGAAAGCAUUUGCCUGCAUGUACACCCUAUUUAUGAGUUUAUUUUUGCCAUAGGAAGUGCGAUGCAAUUUUUCAAAAAAUAACAAGCAAUUUCUAAGAGACCUAACUAAAACAUACCAUUUUAUUUGUUCCAACAAUUUCGAACAAAUAAUAAACCCGCGAAUCAACUUAAAAAGAAAUGUAAGGUCAAAGACUGUUCGCCUUCCCUCACAAGUGUCUGUAUCUAUAAAUUAAGCUUCCUUAACAUAAAUUCGUAGAUAUGAUCGCGAUAAGACAUUGGAUUUUCUGUAAAAAAGCUUACUCUGUGGAGAAAGCGAUGCUUAAUCUUCUCAUUUAAUAAUUUAUAUUUGAAUUGGUGCAGUGCCUUGACGAUAGAGGCAAAUUCCAGCUGAGGCCUAACUAGUACGCAAUAUAACCAUCUCAACAUGUUGAUAUUACUGAAGUAUUUACUAGACCGUAAUACAAAUCCGAGUUUUACAUUAUAUAUAUAAUAUAUUUUAUAGUAUGUAUUUUAUAUUAAAAAUGUAUAUGUAUCAAUAAAAAUGUAUUAAGGAUAAUGGAAGGAUAAUAAUGAAACCUCAUAUAUGGCGUGUGGGUGUGUGUUAUUUACUACUAUAAUCAAAAAAUAAGAUAAAUUUUUCAUUUAAACUUCGCGGGUACUAUAAAAUCAUGAAAUUAUUUUUUUUGUGGAUUGGUUGCACUGUCUUUGACAUUUAUGCAGAGUUUUAUGUCAAUAUAUUUAAUUGCUGCAGAGCUACACGUGUUUUUAUAAACAUACAAAAGUGAGUUUUUUUAUUUUUACUAUGUCUGAUUUUGUUGAGCAAAGAAUUUGCAUUAAAUUUUGCGGAAUAAAUAUUCUGCCGCGAAAACGUUGAGGAUGUUGCAGAAGGCCUUUGGUGAUAAGGCUAUGUCGCAAAAAAAUGUUUACAAGUGGUAAAAAGACUUGAAAGAAGACCGAGAACGAGAUAUUUCAAGGUCAUCAAAAUCGGUGAGGAAUUGCUAAUGUAAAUAAUUACCAAAUUAUUUCGAAAAAAUAACCAAAAAAAUUAGUAGGUUACAUAUUUUUCGGGCUCCCCCGAUUGAUUAUCGUUGUCGGAGUCACAACAAACCUGUUUACCAAGAAAGUUAUGAAAAAAUAUCAAAAUUCGGAAAAGUACCAAUUGUAAAUAAUUACCCAUUUUUUCAUAUACCUCAUAUUUUAGAAGAUAUUUGUUAUAAAUGAAAAAAUACGUUUUUUAUAGGCGUUAAAACAACCCCUAAACCUCGAGAUAAGCCGAUAAAAAAAUACGGGUCUCUGAACUUUUUUGAUGCUCUACAACAUAUCCGAUGCCCAUCAAAGUCAGUAAGGGAUAGCCCUGACCCUUGUUAGUUACGUACCUGUAAAUAAGUAUUAUAUUUAUCUUUAUUUUGUAUUUCUUUUUCGUUUUUAACACAAAGUAAUAUAUAUUCAAUAAAUAAUUUAAUUCAAUUUAAUACACAUAGUAGAAAAAUAUUUUGAUUUUUAUCUCAGCUAUUUCCCGUUUUGUCUUAAUAAAGAUAUCAUUGGAUUAAAAUAUCGUUCACAUUAUUCUUAUUUUCUAAUAAGUCUGUAAAAAUAUAUUACAUUAGGUGAAUAUUCAGGACAAAAUAACGCAAUGAUUAAAUUUAACGAUCUCUCUCUCUCUCACUCUCUCUUUCUCUCUCUCUCUCUCUCUCUCUCUCUCUCUCUCUCUCUCUUUCUCUCUCCCCUCUCUCUCCCCUCCCUUCUCUUUCGCUCGCUCGUUCAAAUAAUGUUUAUUAUUUUUAUUAUUUUAUUAUUUAACACUCAAAGCUUAUAUUGCUCGCAUGAGUGCCGCAUGUAUGCGAGCGAUAUGAGUCUUAGUUAGAACACUCACAUGAGGCUCCUAUCGCCCGCACGCGUGCGGCACGUGUGCGAUAUGAGUCUCAAAGGAGGACGCAUCUGCAUGGUGCUGUGCAGUCACACUGUGAUGAUUAUUAAGCACGCUUGCAAGCACUGUGCCGACAUUUUGUUAUCUGGGUACUUUAUGAUAAUUAUCGCAAUAUUAACAUUCUUAUUAUUCUUAUCUUUUAGAUCCACUCGAUCUUCAAAAAGCCACUUCGAUAUAAAACUACUUCGAGCGAAGAGGAAGUAAGGGCUAAAAAAACUAAGCGUAAUAAUGAAGAAAAAGCAAAGUUUCAUCUGUUAUGCAGAAUAUUCGCACUACUUAAAAAAUUGUCUCAAAUAAUACCGAAGAAAACACAGUAUGCAAUUUUCCACAAAAUAUGCAUUAAAAAACUAUUAAUAACUUUCAUUCAUUUAAUGCAAAUAAUACAAGUACUCCAUCACAAGAAUUUAGCAUUAAUAAAAAUAGUUCUCAAAAUUUAAUAUUACAUAAAUCAAACAUUACAACAGAAAACAUUACACAGUCAGCCAUUCAGCUAUAUAAUGUUCAAAAUUUAGAAAAUGAUAAAAGACAACUCUUAAAUAAUGUUCCACGUGGUCAGCAAUCUUUUCAAAAUAUUGCAUUCAACAAUGCAAAUAAUACAAAUACUCCAUCACAAGUAUCCAUCCAGCAUUAAUAAAAAUAAUUCUCAAAGUGUAAUCCUACAUAAAUCACACAUUACAACAGAAAACGUUACACAGUCAGCCAUUCAACUAUGUAAUGUUCAAAAUAUAAAAAAUAAUAAUACACAACUCUUAAACAAUUUACAACCACGUGGUCAGCAAUCUUUUCAAAAUAUUGCAUUCAACAAUGCAAAUAAUACAAAUAUUUCAUCACAAGUAUCUAGCAUUAAUACAGAUAUUUCAUCACAAGUAUCUAGCAUUAAUAAAAAUAAUUCUCAAAGUGUAAUCUUACGUGAAUUACACAUUACAACGGAAAACGUUACACAGCCAGCCAUUCAGCUAUGUAAUGUUCAAAAUUUACAAAAUGAUAAUAGACAACUCUUAAACAAUUUACAACCACGUCGUCAACAAUCUUUUCAAAAUAUUACAUUCAACAAUCUAUCAGAAGAGUCAAAUCAUACACAAGAAUUGGGAAAUAUAAUACCAGUUGAACCACUCCAAAGGGAAAACAAUGCACCAUUAAUGAGACAAGGAAAUAAUGUACAAAUUGAAAUACUUCUCGACUUACAGCGAAAAAUACAGUACGUUAUAUGUUUUCUUAUCUAUUAACAACUAUUAACAACAAGUGGAUAAUAACUCUGAUUUAAAUAAUAUAUAUUUAUUUUUUCUAAAAGUUUUUAAUAAAUAGUUUAUGAAAAUUUUUUAAAGUUACAAGUUUCUUUUGAGAAAAGAUUUAUAUCUUGAUUUUUAAAUUUGACAUGAUAUAUUACUAAUUAUGCCUAGAGUUUCGUCCGGAUGAAUAUUUAACUAUGUAGUAAUGCGUCCCUGCACGUCGUAUCAACAGAAUUUUUUUACAAAACAAAAGUAAAAAAGGCGUUCUAAGGGCCUACUCCGAUCCGUGCGCUCCUUAGAUACGCGCGCGUACAUAGAUACGCGUACGUCCGCCAUAAUUCUUCAUUGUUUUUCUGUUCGUCGAUCAACACACAUCGACACGUUGGACUUUUCGUCUCUAUUUAUCAAAGUUAUUUCUUUUCUGAGUCCCAUUAUGGGUAAGUCCUCGCGGAAAUACCGUUCUAGAUCUCCUAGAAGUCACAAGCGGCACAAGCGUGGUUCUCGGGAUUCUUCAGGCGAUGGAAAAAGAUCGCGUAAUCCGAAGAAUAUCGGAUCACAUUCCCGAGAAGCCUCUCUCUCUGUCUCUCUGGAUCGUAUCCUGAAGCUCCUUACAGAUCAAAAAAAUCGGAUCGCUGCGAUCGAGGCGAACUCGCAUGUUUCCGUGGUGUUCCCGUCUGAUGCUCCGGCGGAUACUCUCUCCCCUCCUUCUCAAGGUCAGCGUCCAGCGGACGAUUUCUUAGUGUCGCAAAUAGAUCCAGAGCCUGUUGAGACCGUAGCUGAGCUGUCUCAGGCCCCUGUUUCUGUCCCGUUGCAGCCCCAGCCGGAGGAGGCUGCGUUGUCGCAAACGAUUGCCUCUGUGCUGCAAACGGAAGGUAAGCGCUUACAUGAGGUCUCGGACGGUUCCUAUGAACCGCGGCGUCAUAUCAGGUGCGUUCCCUCGUCGACCCUUUUUGUUGGUCUAUCCACAAAUUGGCAUAGAGGGAACGAUUCCGAUCGAGUCCUCGAUAGCGUUUAUUUAUUACACCUUCCUUCUUUAGAUUCUGUCUCGGACACUCGGGACCGUAUCGUGUCUUUCGCUCCUCCCUCCUCUCCUGACGCUAUCCCGAACAAGUCGUCUAAGAGGGUUUCUGAGCUUUUUGGCCCUCGUAAUGAUCCGCCUUUCGCCUCGUCGUGGGAUCAUACUGUCCUCGCUUUUGCUCGUGACACCGUUCACAAUGGUCUUCCGGACACUCUGAGGACUCAAUUACUUUCCGAGCACGAGGUUAAAGGCGAUCUUUCGACUCUGGGCCCUCCUAAAAUUAAUAAGGUCUUAUUACCUGCCUUGAAGAGUUCAGCAUCCGCUCUGAAGCGAGACGAAGCUCAGGUUUCGCAUCAAUCUCAGCUUGCGGCGGCCUUGAAUGCGCUCGGCUCAGGAGUCUCGUCGUUGAUGUCGGAGGAUGAACCAAUUAUUACCGGAAGAAGGAAAGAAGGCCCUUCAACAUGUUGCUGAAGGAAUCCAUUUACUUGCCGACCUGCAGUAUCGUCUCUCGUUGCAGAGACGAGCUUUUAUCAAACCGGCCUUGAAUUUUUGGGGAAAAAAUACAGCAGACUCGGCCCCGAUUGACGAGUGGCUCUUUGGCUGCUCUUUUGCAGAAGAGAUCAAGGAGGCCAAGGACUGCAAGAAGGUUGCCAGGGAGCUGAGUUCCAAGCCCAAACCCUUCUUCAGCAAGGCAGCCUCUCACCAACCCUCUCGAGUACAGCCACAGCCUAAAUCUAUUUCGACUCCGGGAAACUCGAAGGCCCCCACUCGCCAAAAUAAUCCACCACCUCGACGGAGUGGGGCUCGGCAGUCGAGGGACAGGUCUCGGAGAUCAGCUUCUCGCUCCCGCCAUCAUCGUUAAAAGAGGUGAGACUGGCCGGUAAUUUAGCGAAUUUUGUCCAUGCCUGGGAACGUAUUACUUCGGAUCCUGAAGUUCUCAACGCCGUACGGGGCUAUAAGAUUCCCUUCUCUUCUCCACCAUCAAUGCGCCCGUUUCUCAACGAACCAAGCUUUACCUCCUCAAUCGAAGCCCAUUGCGACGCGGAAAUCCAGCGUCUCAUCAAUAAAGGUGCCAUUGCUGAAGUGGAGCCAUCGGAGGAUCAGUUCCUGUUUUCUUUUUUCUUGAUUGAAAAAGCUUCAGGAGGGAUGCGCUUUAUUUUAAAUUUAAAAGAUUUAAAUUUUUAUAUUUCCCCGCCACAUUUUAAGUUAAAAGAUUGGCGUACGGUUGUUCGCCUCAUGCUUCUAGGAUAGCAGAUGGCCUCCCUCGACCUUGAAGACGCUUAUUUUCUGGUCUCGAUCCACCCGGAGCACAGAAAAUUUUUACGUUUUCAAUGGAGGGGAAAAACUUUUCAAUUUUCAGUUUUACCCUUUGGACUCGCUACGGCUCCUUAUAUCUUUACUAAGCUACUUCGCCCAGUAGUGGCUUUCCUCCGGGCCCAAGCUCACGAGUCAGUCCUCUACCUGGGUGAUUUUCUUUUACUUGCUCCUUCCAAAGCAGCUUGCCGUCUUAAUGUCCAGGCUCACAUUAAUCUUCUUUUCUCUCUGGGCUUUGCUAUCAAUUUCCGCAAAUCGGAGCUCGAACCUUCGUAUGAGCGAAAGUAUUUGGGCUUCAUUUUUAACUCUACUCAGCAGUCGGUUGCCAUUCCAGAGCAACGUCGUCGUAAUCUUUACUCUCUCGUUUCUAGCUUAUCAAAAAAGUCUCGUUGUUCGAUCCAAGACUUCGCGAGCAUGAUUGGCUCUUUUGUAUCUGUUUGUCCAGCAGUUCAAUACGGCCUUCUUUAUACUAAGGCCUUUAAGAGAGAAAAAUUUUUUGCCUUAGAAAAAUCCUCAAAUAAAUUUUCGGCAGAAAUGAAACUCCCCCUCUUACUCAAAGACGAUUUUUUUUGUGGUUUUCAGUUUUAUCGGAUUCUCACCAAAAGAAUUUCAUUCAUUCACGCAAUUAUGUCUUGGAAAUUUUUUCAGAUGCGUCACUCACCGGCUAGGGUGCCUCUAUUAAUCGUAUUCAUGGAUGGUGGUCUGAAGAAGAUCGUCACCUUCAUAUUAAUGUUCUCGAAUUAAAGGCAGCUUUUUAUGCUCUUAAGUCCUUUGCGUCUACGUGCUGAGACUGUGAUACUCUUCUGAGGCUCGAUAACACGACUGCUUUAUCGUACAUCAAUCGUUUUGGCUCUGUUAAAUUUCCUCUCCUUUCGUCGAUGGCAAAGGAUAUCUGGCAGUGGUGCGAGGAGAGAAAUAUUUUUCUUUUUGCAUCCUAUAUAUCCUUGUCAGAAAAUGUCGCGGAUAGCGAAUCUCGGCGUUUGGAUACAAAUACCGAAUGGUCUUUGUCAGAAUUAGCCUUUAAUAAAGUUUUUCAACGUUUUAGCCCCUUCGAAAUCGACCUCUUUGCUUCCAUUGUAAAUGCCAAAUGCGACACUUACGUUUCUUGGCUCCCAGAUCUUUUGCAGUCGACGCUUUCACCUUUUCUUGGAAAGACUUUUUCUUUUACGCCUUCCCUUCUUUCAUUUUACUUUCCCGAGUGUUACGCAAAAUUUAUGAUGACAAAGCUGAAAGUGUUGUCAUUGUGCCAUGGUGGCCUUCGCAGCCCUGGUUCCCUCUUUUCCAGCGUAUGUUAAUUGAAAAACCUCUUAUUUUCUCUCCGUCUAAUAAUCUUCUCUCCGCACCUUUUAAGUCCCAACAUCCAGCGGCAAACUCCCUUUCCCUAGCGGCAGGGAAUGUAUCCGGCAAGCUUUUGAAGCGCGACGAGUUCCAGAACCGGCACUAAAUGCGAUGCUUGCCUCGCUCGCCUCUUCAACUAUUCAACAAUACUCUCGGCCUCUACGAUCAUAGUGGAUUUUUUGCCAUAGUCGCUCGACCGAUCCAUUUUCCCCAGGAGUAGAAGACGUUCUCGCCUUUUUGGCAAUGGAAUUAGGUAGUGCCGGCUCUUAUUCAACUUUUAACACUUCGAGAUUCGCGGUAUCUUUAGUUUCCGCAAACGAGAUUGGCGAUCACCCGUUAGUACGGCGCUUCUGCAAGGGAGCGGGUGUUCUAAAACCCCCGCGUCCUAAAUAUGAUUUUAUAUGGGACCCAGCACCAGUAAUUGCUAAGCUAGGUUCUUGGUUGCCUCACCAGAAGCUUCCUCUAGAUAUUAUUACAAAAAAGCUUGUUUUGCUGCUUGCGUUAUGCUCUGGCCAGCGUUGUCAAACGUUGGCCGCGAUCAAAGUCUCUCAGAUAUCUCUGACCUCAGAAAAAAUUUUUAUUCGUGUAACGGAUCGUUUAAAAACUUCGGCACCGGGUCGUUCUCAACCUUUACUUUCUUUUUCGCGUUUUUCGGGUCACAAUAAUUUAUGUUUAGCGCUCAUUUCAGAUUAUCUGGAGCGUACUGCGAGCUUGCGGCCGGAAGGUUGUGAUUCCUUGUUUAUUUCUUUAAAACGACCCUUUGGCCGGGUGGGAAGCCAGACUAUAAGUCAUUGGAUUCGGAGUGUUCUCGCAAUCUGUGGGGUAGACGGCUCUUUUACGGCGCAUAGCACCCGCCACGCGUCUACAUCCCUUGCAGCCAAACAGGGAGUUCCUGUGGAUCUUAUAAAAAGAGCUGCGGGCUGGUCAGGGGAGUCGCGUAUAUUUGCUAAUUUCUAUAAUCGUCCAAUUAUAGAUUCUGACGUAUUCGCUAAUUCUAUUUUAUCUGCGAGUACCUCCUCUGCAUAGCCCUUAAUUAGACAAUUUUUUCUUUCUUCAGUUAAUUAAAAAAAAAAAAAAAACGUGUCUUUACUUUUUUAAUGCGGCUAGUUAAUUCGCGUUUUGAACAUCUACAUAGUUAGAUAUCCAUCCGGACGAGACCCCCAGCAUAAUUACGAUCGAACUUCACUUGGUGAGUUCGUUUAAUCCGUAAAUUAUAUAUUAUUAAUUUCAGAGAAAUAAAUAAGCGAUUGGAUUCGAUAGAACAAAAAAUUAAUGGCAAUAUCAUUAAUGCAAUGCCUAUAAAAUCACGAAUCUGCUUAUUUAUGAAUAUAGAUGCAAUACGAAUGUUUACAAAGGAGAAUAGUGUUCUUUACAAUAAAGUUAUAGCGUGCAUCAAUGGGUAAAAGAAGCUAUAACGCUACAAAUAGCCGAGCAACUGACAUGGUGGGGAGUUAACAAUGUAAAACUUCCAUUCUAUAAUACAGUUCUAUGUCAAGCGUUUUACUAAGCCGUAGGAUUGAAUCGAUACUAACCAACCAAAUAAGAAUUCCAAAGAGAAGUCGUAGCAUCUUUGAAAGUAGCAAAACAACGUCUACGGAAUAUUAAAGAAAGACAUCCUGUUAUUCAAGGGAGGCGAAAAAAAUUGCAGGCUGCUGCAGAUGCAAUAUACAAUGAUGAAAAUAUUAGCAAUCACGAGGAUGAUGGGAAUCAAUCAGAAAACGAAGAUAGUAACAACG
Monomorium pharaonis (pharaoh ant) is the source of this 10170-nucleotide messenger RNA. RefSeq lists its product as uncharacterized. The transcript has 3 exons. The coding region runs from base 5198 to 6253 and encodes 351 amino acids. Lineage: Eukaryota; Metazoa; Arthropoda; Insecta; Hymenoptera; Formicidae. The record is from RefSeq and is a predicted model, not a curated record.